Molecule: messenger RNA, 4106 nt
Organism: Peromyscus leucopus (white-footed mouse)
Lineage: Eukaryota; Metazoa; Chordata; Mammalia; Rodentia; Cricetidae
Gene: Fzd2
Product: frizzled class receptor 2
Exons: 1
Coding region: 806-2518 (570 amino acids)
Biological process (GO): canonical Wnt signaling pathway; non-canonical Wnt signaling pathway
Cellular component (GO): plasma membrane
Molecular function (GO): Wnt receptor activity; Wnt-protein binding
Source: RefSeq, a predicted model, not a curated record
AUAAAUGGCAUUGGAAAAGGGAGGCGGGGUUGAGGAGCGGGGAGGUGAGCCAAGAGCUUGUGUACCCGAGAGCGCCUGGGCUCCAGGACCCCAGAUCAGGCUUGAGUUGCCUGGUUCGGACGCCACCCUGGGAAAACGUGUCUCUGGACCUCGCCUCGGCGACUCCGAAGAAAUCGCGGAUUGGGCAAACAGCCCCUAAUAUAAUAAUAGCUUGUCUCUUUAAAAAAAGCCAAGGGAGGGGGGUAGAGUUUUCUUGGCAUCUGGUUUCUGAUCUCAUUAUGUUGUGGUCGACCAAUCCAGCCCUCGGGGCUGGUCCUCGAGUUUAAAUCUGAUUGGCCGAGAGCACAUUUUGGGACGGUGCAAAGCUCGACGGGGCGGUUUCAAGGAUCCCUUUGAGGGGGGGCCGGGCUGAGGAGAGGGCGGGGCCGCCAGCGGGGGCCCCCUUGAAACCGACUAAUUGGGAUCGGAGAGGCCGAGGUGAGGGCUGAAGGAGGCACAAAGGAGUCGCUGGGUAGAGGAGGGUGGGGAGAGGGGAAGCCCAGAGGCUAGAGGAGGAGGAAGAGGAGCGAGGGCAGCUGUGCGCGGUGUCUUCGACCACUCAGUCCGACCGCGGCGAGCCAGCAGGCGGGUGCGCCGCCCCCUCCCCCGCCCGGCCUCCCCAACUCUGCGGCCGCGAGCAAAGUUUGCAAAGAGGCGCGGGAGGCGGCCGGGCAGAGCUAGGCGGCAGCCGGGAAGGCGCGCGGUCUCGGGGUUGGGGGCGGGGGCUGGGGGGAGCCCAGGAGCCGAGUGGGGGGCGGCGGCCAGCAUGCGGGCCCGCAGCGCCCUGCCCCGCAGCGCCCUGCCCCGCUUGCUGCUGCCACUGCUGCUGCUGCCAGCCGCCGGGCCGGCCCAGUUUCACGGGGAGAAGGGCAUCUCCAUCCCGGACCACGGCUUCUGCCAGCCCAUCUCCAUCCCGCUGUGCACGGACAUCGCCUACAACCAGACCAUCAUGCCCAACCUUCUGGGCCACACGAACCAGGAGGACGCGGGUCUGGAGGUGCACCAGUUCUACCCGCUGGUGAAGGUGCAGUGCUCGCCCGAGCUGCGCUUCUUCCUGUGCUCCAUGUACGCUCCGGUGUGCACGGUGCUGGAGCAGGCCAUCCCGCCGUGCCGCUCCAUCUGCGAGCGAGCGCGCCAAGGCUGCGAGGCGCUCAUGAACAAGUUCGGCUUCCAGUGGCCCGAGCGCCUCCGCUGCGAGCAUUUCCCGCGUCAUGGCGCGGAGCAGAUCUGCGUGGGCCAAAACCACUCCGAGGACGGAGCUCCGGCGCUACUCACCACCGCGCCGCCUUCCGGGCUGCAGCCCGGCGCGGGUGGCACCCCGGGCGGCCCUGGCGGCGGUGGCGUGCCGCCACGCUACGCCACUCUGGAGCACCCUUUCCACUGCCCCCGCGUCCUCAAGGUGCCGUCCUAUCUCAGCUAUAAGUUUCUAGGUGAGCGUGAUUGUGCAGCGCCCUGCGAGCCCGCACGGCCCGACGGCUCCAUGUUCUUCUCGCAGGAGGAGACGCGUUUUGCCCGUCUCUGGAUCCUCACCUGGUCGGUGCUGUGCUGCGCUUCCACGUUCUUCACGGUCACCACCUACUUAGUGGACAUGCAGCGCUUCCGCUACCCAGAGCGGCCCAUCAUCUUUCUGUCCGGCUGCUACACCAUGGUGUCGGUGGCCUACAUCGCGGGCUUCGUGCUCCAGGAGCGCGUGGUGUGCAAUGAGCGCUUCUCUGAGGACGGUUACCGCACGGUGGUGCAGGGCACCAAGAAAGAGGGCUGCACUAUACUCUUCAUGAUGCUGUACUUCUUCAGCAUGGCCAGCUCCAUCUGGUGGGUGAUUCUCUCCCUCACCUGGUUCCUGGCAGCCGGUAUGAAGUGGGGCCACGAGGCCAUCGAGGCCAAUUCGCAGUACUUCCACCUGGCCGCCUGGGCCGUGCCGGCCGUCAAAACCAUCACCAUCCUGGCCAUGGGCCAGAUCGACGGCGACCUGCUGAGCGGCGUGUGCUUCGUGGGCCUCAACAGCCUGGACCCGCUGCGGGGCUUCGUGCUGGCGCCGCUCUUCGUGUACCUGUUCAUCGGCACCUCCUUCCUGCUGGCCGGCUUCGUGUCGCUCUUCCGCAUCCGCACCAUCAUGAAGCACGACGGCACCAAGACGGAGAAGCUGGAGAGGCUCAUGGUGCGCAUCGGCGUCUUCUCGGUGCUCUACACGGUCCCGGCCACCAUCGUCAUCGCCUGCUACUUCUACGAGCAGGCCUUCCGCGAGCACUGGGAGCGCUCGUGGGUAAGCCAGCACUGCAAGAGCCUGGCCAUCCCGUGCCCGGCCCACUACACGCCGCGCAUGUCGCCCGACUUCACAGUCUACAUGAUCAAAUACCUCAUGACGCUCAUCGUGGGCAUCACGUCGGGCUUCUGGAUCUGGUCCGGCAAGACGCUGCACUCGUGGAGGAAGUUUUACACGCGUCUCACCAACAGCCGGCACGGCGAGACCACCGUGUGAAGCGGCCUCGCCUGGUGGGCACCCCCUCCCUCCCCCAGGGCCGGACUGCGUGGUGCCCUCCUUCACUCGGAGGAGGUGCGCCCUAUGGACUCCUAUUUUAUUUUUUUAAAUAAAGAACAGUAAAAACCAUUAUUUUAGGUCGCUUUUUAAAAAGAACUCUGUCCAACACCCCCUACCAGGUUUGUAAUUAAAACUGUAAAUAGUCUUUGUAAAUUUAAUUAUUAUAUUUUAUAUUUAAAAGGAAAAUGGGGAAAAAAAAAAAAAAAGACCAGUGAGGGCGCCAGGGCUGAAGAAUGGGGUGGGGGUGGGGGAGGAGGUCUCGCCUCUUCUAAGUGCCCUUUUAAAAGCCGCCCUGUGCUCUGGUUCGAAUUUUUUGGUGAUUUGGCAGGGCUGGGCCUGCUGGGGAGGCACCUAGCAUGCGCGCUGUUUUUGUUGGCUUCAAGGAGUUGGAAGUUAGUUCCACUCAAGUUCUAUAAAAGCCAAAUUUGCAAGCCUCCUCGCCGACGCGGGGCCUGUGGAAGCUGUUGGAUAUUUUUUAACGAGACUUGGAUUCGUUUUGUUAUAUUUUAUUUCCCGUUCUUCUCCCCCACCCCACCCCCUUUUCACCCUCCUCAUUUGUUCUGUCUCCCUCACUCGAAAUCUGGAAACCUCCCAAUCCAGAUGCAGACGCGGAAAAACAUACCGCUUUUCGGGAGAGGGCGGAGAUGUGGGGAGGAAUGGCCUCCACCCCCCCCCCCCAGCCCACUCCCCCGCGGGCACGGAGAUCCUUCUGUGGUUUCAGCUCCGGCCCACGCGCAGAGAGUGGGCCACAAAACGCUUUGUGAAGUGUGUUUUGACACUCCCCCCCCACCCCCGCCCAGUACACACACCAUUUUAAGAACUACCUUCUUUCCUUGAAUUUUAGAGAUUCCACUAGCCUCUGAAGCCUGUAUUUGCAAACCCUAGGACCUUUUGCUCUUCGAUCCCUUUCUCUCCCGGUAGUCUGCUCCCCGCAGUGGUAUCCAGGUUAGCAGUUUUUAGGGUUGGGUUGUGUGUUAUGUGUGGGGUUUUGUUUGUUUGUUCUUGUUUUCCAAAAGCAGUAAAAAUGGUUGGGUUGGAGGGAGGGGAAUGGAUGGGCUGGUGGGAAAUUUUAGUUUUCUUUUGACAAAGACUGGCCUUUUAAAAAAAUAAAAAGUUGUCCAGGAAAACAAGAACAGAAACUACUGGGUUAAGUUCGCUUUAGAAGGCCUCUCUGGGCAGGCUCUUUGUGGCUGUGGGGAUGGGGUUGCGUGUUUACGUGACAUUCUAUAUCAUAAGAGUGAUAGAAUGUGUCUAACAUGUUUCUUCCCCCUGCACACAAAUAAAAGUAAAGAUUUUUCUUAAGUUAGCUGCCUGAGAGAUGAUAUAUAAAGUAUCUUUGCCAGUAUGAGAAUUCCAGUCUCCAACACACAUCAGUCCUCUCUGCUGUUUGGAGUCUUUUAGAAUUUGGAGGCUGAAGAAUUGCAGUCUAGCACGCCAGAGCUCUGCCCUCACCAUCUCUCCUGUUUCUUGAUAAUAGUGCAAAUUAAACCUAAUAAUCAUCCUAAUAAAGCGCAUUUAAUUAUCUUCA